Molecule: messenger RNA, 282 nt
Organism: Rotaria sp. Silwood2
Lineage: Eukaryota; Metazoa; Rotifera; Eurotatoria; Philodinida; Philodinidae
Source: the annotation of a GenBank genome assembly
AUGAGUAUUACUACACCAAAUUCACGUGUAAUUCAACUUUUAUUCACUCCACCAAUUACUACAAGAUUAAUUGCAAAAAAGAUAAUAGUUGCAUUUGUUCAUCCAGAUGCAAAAGCAUCAUCAGAUGUACUGGACUCGGUUCGAACAAAAGAAUAUGUUACAACAACAAGAUUUGAGGAUAAAGCUCUUUUUGGAAUCAAUCCAAUAGUGUUUGAUAAAGAUACAUUAGAAAGUAGGGAAUUUUAUUAUUAUGUGAAAAAAAAAGAAAUAAAUUAUAUUUGA